UAGGACGGCCUCAGAUGUUUCACAUAAAGCGUUUUCCAAGGCUUCCUUGCCGGCUCCCGGUUGGCUCUCCUGCGCUGUGAGAACGCAUGGAGAUCUUUCAUGUUCUUUGGGUUUUAUAUGCACCAUUCUUUCACCAAAUUCAACAGAAAUAUAAUAUCACCUACUGCAUUGUUUUUGGCUGCAAAAGUGGAAGAACAGGCUCGAAAGCUUGAACAUGUUAUCAAAGUAGCACACGCUUGUCUUCACACCCUAGAACCACUGCUGGAUACAAAAUGUGAUGCUUACCUUCAGCAGACUCAAGAACUGGUUUUACUUGAAACCAUAAUGCUACAAACACUGGGUUUUGAGAUCACCAUUGAACACCCACACACAGAUGUAGUGAAAUGCACCCAGUUAGUAAGAGCAAGCAAGGAUUUGGCACAGACAUCCUAUUUCAUGGCUACCAACAGUUUGCAUCUUACGACCUUCUGUCUUCAGUACAAACCCACGGUGAUAGCAUGUGUAUGCAUUCAUUUGGCUUGCAAAUGGUCCAAUUGGGAGAUCCCUGUGUCCACUGAUGGAAAGCACUGGUGGGAAUAUGUGGACCCUACAGUUACCCUAGAGCUGCUAGAUGAGCUAACACAUGAGUUUCUACAAAUAUUGGAGAAAACGCCUAGUAGGUUGAAGAGGAUUCGAAACUGAAGGGCUAUGGCUAAGAAACCAAAAGUAGAUGGACAAGUAUCAGAGACACCACUGCUUGGUUCAUCUUUGGUCCAGAAUUCCCUUUUAGUAGAUAGUGUCACUGGUGUGCCUGCCAACCCAAGUUUCCAGAAACCUUCAACGUCAACGUUCCCUGCUCCAAUACCUCUAAAUUCAGGAAAUACUUCCGUUCAAGACAGCCGUGCAUCUGAAUAUUUAUCAGUGCUGGCAGCAGGAAUGCCCAGCACCUCAUACAGUUUGUCGUCACACCAAGAAUGGCCUCAACAUCCAGAUUCAGCCAGGACAGACCCAGGAUACACACAGAAGCAGGAGACUACUCUCUCUGGGAGCCAGUACAUCAGCUUCCAGCAGGGUCCUUCUAUGACGCUGCAUUCAGGAUUACAUCACAGGCCAGACAAAGUUGCUGAUCAUUCAUCAGCUAAGCAAGAAUACGCUCACAAAUCCGGGAGCAGUAAGCACCAUGGGCCUGUUCCUGCUGUUCCUGGAGUAGUUCCUCAGAAAAUGUCUUUAGAUAAGUACAGAGAAAAGCGGAAGCUGGAAACCCUGGACCUGGACACACGGGAUCAUUACAUAGCUGCCCAUGCAGAGCAGCAGCACAAACAUGGGCCGGCAGUCGCAGGCAGUUCUGUCACUUCUCCCAUUAAAAUGAAACUGCCCAUCACCAACUCUGACAAACCUGAGAAACACAUGGCAGAAAAAAGGGAAAAGAGUGGAUCACUGAAGUUAUGGAUACCCAUCCCGCCCCCUGAUAAAGGUCCCAGUAAAGAGGAGCUGAAGAUGAAGAUCAAAGUGUCCUCAGAAAGACACAGCUCUUCAGAUGAAGGCAGUGGGAAGAGCAAGCACUCGAGCCCACACAUCAGCAGAGACCACAAGGAGAAGCACAAGGAACAUCCUGCCAACCGCCACCACAGCAGCCACAAGCAUUUGCACAUGCACAGCGGAGGUGUUAAGCAUGCUGCUGAUGGGAUGCUACCUACUGUGCUGAGGAGUCCUGUGGGCCUGGGCAUCUCCUCCAGCUCCAGUGCAAGGAAGAAGCUGCAUAUCAACGAUGCCUCCCACAACCACCACUCCAAAAUGAGCAAAAGUUCCAAAAGUUCAGGUAGUUCAUCUAGUUCUUCCUCUGUUAAGCAGUAUCUGUCCUCUCACAGCUCUGUUUUUAACCAUCCCUUACCCCCUCCUCCCCCUGUCACAUACCAGGUGGGCUACGGACAUCUCAGCACCCUCGUGAAACUGGACAAGAAACCAGUGGAGCCCCACGGUCCUGAGGCCAAUCACGAGUACAGUACAAGCAGCCAGCAUUUGGGCUACAAAGACACAUUCGACAUGCUGGACUCAUGCUGGACUCAAAUGUAA
Messenger RNA from Myodes glareolus (Bank vole), 2052 nucleotides. NCBI's taxonomy places the organism in Eukaryota, Metazoa, Chordata, Mammalia, Rodentia, Cricetidae. The record is from RefSeq and is a predicted model, not a curated record.